GUGAGCUGUUUGACGGUUUCCAUGGCAAUCUGAAGCUCCUGUCAAUUAAGCACCGCCGCUCAGCACGGAAGUUUAGCAUCGAUGCUAAGUCUCCGCGUUUGACUCCCGAAAUCAGUCUUAACCAGAGGACACUGAGGAUUUGUGCGUCUCUAGCGUGCUGCUGGGUGGAUACUGGAUACUUGUCUUCAGCUAUAGGCAAUGGCUGACAGAGGCCAUGGCAGAGCAAACAGAGACGCAGAGGACACAGAUGAGCUUCUUUACACAGAUCUUCACAGCAGUGUGUCUGGAGUGGACUCUCCUCCUCUCAAACUGGACCACUGUGACCUUCUCCUAGAUGCUAUUGAUGCUCAGCUUGGUCAGCUGCAGGUCCAGCCCCAGAAACAUCAGGCAAUUUCUAGAGAGCAUGAUCGCAGUGAUGCAGCUCCUCUCAACUUGAGUCAAUCGCUGAGCAAAGACACAGGGCUUGGGAGUACUACUCAAACAAAUGACACUCCUACUUCUUGUCUUGAUUUGAUGUACACUCACUCACACACAAUGGAGCAAACAGCAGAGAGUAGCACAAGCUGCCAGGCUGGUCUCAUUACUCAUGAGGAAACUAAACUGAGGUUAGACAGAAGGACAAGAGUCAAAGAGGAAAUAGAGACUCAGAGGGAGCAGGUGAUGUGGAGGCUCCAGAGGCUGCUUGGAGACACCUGUAACGAGGGAAGGAUGACAGGAGUAACCCUCCCUACUUCAGACAGCAUCUGCACUGAGGACUUUGUCAGAUGCUUCAGAGAUGAAAUGGUCGAGUUGACAUUGCCAGUGAGUAAUGUGCAGCAACUUGACGAAGAGGCUGAGAGGACAGAGAUACUAGACUGGGAUACUUCCCCGGGUGAACAAAAAGGACACAGUAUGCUUAAUGUCGACAGAAAAGGAACAAUGACUGGGGAAAGCAAGAAAGAAAAAAACACAGAGACAGCUCACUAUUGUCAAAGAAAGGAACUGGAGAAAUGUGUUUAUGACAGCUACGGAGUUGGUACAUCAUGUGGUGAGCAAGCAGGAGCUGGAGGGACAAACAGCACACCACAUAGGCUUGGGGAUGAUGGCAGUUGCAUCCACAGAACAGACGUUACAGAACAUGAAACCAUGCGGCAGAGCAGCACUUCUCCUAAGACCAGGAGCUUGGCAGGAUGGCGCUCUCUCAUACAGUCUGUCACGGCCAUGGAUGACUACUGCACCGACCAGAGUGACUACGCCACACCCACACCAGAAGAAAGCAAACCUCCAUCUACAUCAGGCCAAAAAUCAUCUUAUGGAAACGUACAUAACCAAAAACCUGCUCUCCGUAAAGCAGAGCGCAACAAGAGAGAGACUUACAGACUUGUGUGUUCUUUGGAGGACAAUGACAACGACACAGAUGAGGAAAUGAAUCACUGGAGCAGUAGGUGCCGGCCUGAGAGGACGUCAGAGAAGAUGCACUCUGAUUGGGCAAAGAUGAAAAUGCGCCUCUCUACACUCCGACAAAAUUGUGAGGAGGAGGAGCAGACACUCCAGGACAAGAAGACUCAGUUAAAAGAUGUUGAGCUCUGCCUUUCUGAACUUCAACAGAGAAGAAAGCAUGCUUUGCAGGAAUUAGAGAAACUGACUGUAGAGACAGCAAAAAUGGAGAAGGAGAAGAGGACUCUGGAGUUGGUUCUGAGAGACAGCAGGGCAGAGAAAGACUCUGUUAGUUGCCAGCUGCAUGAGCUGCAGAGACAGAGAGAGUCCUGCAUCCUCGAGGUAAGAGACGUGAAAGAAGAACUCGCAACUCUGAGUCAAAGUAAACAGACUCUGAAGGAUUCAGUCUUCGCGGAGAGGCCCAGUGUCGUCAUGUCAGUGCUGGAGAGAGAGGAGAUGGAAAGACAGCUGGACAAUGCCAAAACAGAACUGUUUGCUGAACAGCGACGUGCAAGAGAGAAGCAGGAGUCCUUGCAAGAAAAGUUGGAGGAGACUCGUGAGGAGCUCCAGAGGGUCACAGAGGCGGAGAGCUUACUCAGGAACAGCUGUGCUCAUCUGGAGGAGGAACAGAGGCAGAAAAAGGAUCACAUCGAGGCGGUAGAGUUUCAAGUAAGCAAGCUGCAGGGUGAACUGGGAGAAUGCAAGAUCAGAGUGGGUACUCAAGAGAAGAUGUUGGCCCAGAAGGAGCUGCAGCUACUAGAUUUACAGGAACAACGUGGGGCCUUACAAGCAGAAAGUGAUGGACUGAAGGGGGAGCUACAACGCCUGAAAACCCAGCACUGCAAUGCACAGAAAGAGGCCCAUGAACAAGCUCAUAGAAUGAUGCAAGCAGCAUUAAAGCAGCAAAAGAAAGAAUUGGCAAUUGCUCAUGAGCAGCAAAUGCAAAAGGUUAAUAAGCAGACUAAAGAGGAAAAGGCAAACACUUUGAAAGAACAAGCUCUGUCUCACACACGACACAUUGAGGCCUUGAAAAAUUCCAUCCAGCUAAAAGAAGAAGAGGCAAAGAAGCUGAGGGAUUCUCUGGAGCAGCAAAAGCAGGAGGCAAAGAACCGGGAAGAAGAGCUGCAUGUAUACGCUUUGGAAAAGAGAGUGCAGGAGAUGGAGAGUGAAAGCUGUGCGCAGCAGAGAGAGCAGGAGUCUUUGCUGGCUGUUAUUUGCAAAUUGCUAAAAGAGGAGCAUCAGGCUGAGCAGAAGAAGCUGCAGAGACAGAUGGCACAGGAGAGUCAGAGGGCAGUGCUGCGGCUCGAGCAGGCUGUUCAGCUGGCGGAGAAAGAGGCCGACAGGCUCCGGGUGAUGCUUGAAGAAAGGGAGAGGAGCCAUAACCAAAUCACAGCUGAACUGGACCAGCAGCUCAGGCACUGGGCCAAGGAGCUGGCAGCAGAGUGCCAACAUCUACACCUCUUAGUGGAGCAGAGUGGAGCCAAACAAAGUUCUGUGCACCUCACUCCCAGUCCUACAGCAGCUGAGGCUCUAACAAACCUGAGGACACUAAGAGAGAAGUUGAAGCAAUUGAUUAACCAUCUACAACGGGAGCUUGAUUCACAGAAACAAACCACCGAGCAGCUGAGAGAAGACAAGGAGCGCGAAUUGAGCAUCCAGAGGCAACAGCUGAGGAUGAACAGAGACCAAGCCUUGGAUUCUCUAAAGGAGCGUCUCAUUCAGGAGCACAUUGACGAGUUAAGCAGUCUGAACUGGCAUCAUAUGUGUGAUGGAGGGGCUGAGGGAGGAGGAGUGGCGGCAUCACUUCGCAAACAGCUGAAGGCCAAAGACUUGGAACUCAGGCAGGUUCAGAGGAGCAUGGGUCAGUGGAAGGAACAGACUGCAGCGCGUCUGGCAUGCAAGUUUGAAGAAGAGUUGACAGCGGAACUAGAAAGGUGCAAGACAAAGUUGUUAAGGUGCAGAAAACCAUCAAAGACUCAAGAGGAGAGUCAGAGAAAGUGUGAGAGGCCUGAAGGAAAGAUGGUGUUUAGUGCAAAGGAAGCUCAGAAUUCGGUUUGCUCUGCCUCCUUCCAUGUUGUGGCCUCUGCUGCCUCCCACAGCCCCUCAGACGUGGCUUCAUUUAAGCUUCUACGUUACCUCCAGAGCAGAGUCAAGCAGCUCCGCGUAGAGAACCAGGCCUACACCCAGAGCCUACACUCAGAGCCUGCAAAUACAAGCCCUUUAGAUUUGGCCGGAUCCUAUCUUACAACAAUCACUCAAGGUCAAGACGUUACUGGGAUUCAGAGUCACUCAUCAGUCAGGACAGUCUCAAGUUAAGGACAGGCAACCUGUGUGUGUUGCAAACACCAGUAAUAUAAUGUAAUGCCUUUCAAGCUAUUUUCUGUGGCCAUAGAAAUGAAUCAUUUACGGUUACGUGUACUCAGGAGGGCAGGUUAACAAGCAGGUCACAGUGACAAAUUACACAACCCAAGAUUUGGUCAUUUAGUUCACAUUUUUUCUGUGUUAAGGCAGUUAAAUUUUACAGCUUCAGCUUACAAUAACCUGUGAAUAGGCGAUAAACUGACAUUUCACCAAAGACCAUGUGAGUUGUGUGAGAACCUCAUAAAGCAGACAGGUCUUUAUGGGAAAACUGUGUCUGAUCAUAAAAGAUGUUAAAUUGUACCAAAAAAAGAUUUUGUAGAUAUCUAGCAAGUUCAAACUAAAUUAUGUCAUUAGCAUUUAAUAUAACGACUUAACUGACUUUGUGAAAAUGUUUUGUCUUAAUGUAAAAUAAUCCACUGGGACUGACGUCACCUUUUUAAAAGACGGUUUCCCUAUAAUCAUUUGUUAGCCAUGCUUCUGUUUUACAAGGUGUUUCAGCAGGCUGGAGGAGUUGUGUUGUUGGAUCUCCCUGUGAGAUCAAAAAUGUUUAAGAAUGUAGGACCAGCACCUGUUUAAAAAACUAUUUGCCAAAUCAUAAUUGUCAGCAUCCGUCUUGUAAUCGGAGCUGGCCCCAACUGAACUGAUAAAUAUAAAUCAUCCUUAAUUAGAACAAUGACAUGGCUCUAAUUUACUUAAAACAGUUAAUCAUUUAAUUUUGAUAGACAAAUUGGAAGUUGUUUUUAAUAACCUAAUAGUUCAUGGAUUAAAACCAUACUUAGCUAAUUUUUUGUCAAAGUAUAUGUAUGCAUAUGGUCACUUCCACAGGGUUAGUCCUGGACCCCUUCUCUUCCUGAGGUGAAGAGAACACAAUGAUUACACUGUUCACCAAACAAGACGAUUGCUUUCACUUCACUGAAGUAAGAUUGUGUCCAACUAUGCCAUGCAGAAUCUCUACAUGGACAAAGUAAGAGUUUAUUUAAAACAAAUAAAAAACUUGAACACAUGAUAACUCGUUGCAAUUCUGGUAAUUUAUUUAUGAAAAUACAAUCAAAUCAUAAAAAAAUGUGCAUUUCCACGACUUCUUUACGAAUUUCUCAGAGCUCACAGAUGGAAUACUCGCUUAGCACUAUAGGAAGAUAAACAUCUAUCACAACAAGAACAAAAGCAAGCAGGAAGCUGUGCACAAAUGUGAACAAACAGGAAUAUUUAGUGUCCUGGUAAUGCUAUCCAGAAGCUUAACAUAAAAACUGUACAAAAUUCAGAUGCUGCACACUGAUGUUUAACAAAGAAUAAAGUCAUAUUAACCCUUGUGUUGUCCUCCAGGUCAGAAAAUGGACAAAAAUUUAACAUUGGAAUGAAAGUGAUCAAUUGUAUUUGCAGGAGCGUUGUAUGGAAUCCAAUCAAUUUUUUGUGGUAAUUGGUUAAAAAGAAACCCAUUUUUCAGAUAUAGACAUUUUUUUAAAGGGGUCAAAUUUGACCUGAGGACAACAGGAGGGUUAACAGUACACCAGUGAGUUGUUGGUCAGGCUUUGGCCAAAAUAUGUACAAAUUAUCUUAUUUCUAAUGGCAAAGGUUAAUUCUGUAAUUUAUAUCAAAUUGGUUAUGUAAGGCCGUCUUUAGAACUUUUCAAAGUUUUGAGAUCAUGACAGGUGUCUUAGAGAUUUAAAUAAAUAAUACUCAUUAAGUCAGCGUUAUUGUUACAUAGUUGUAUGUGAUUAUAUUGAGAAAAAAACUAAACUGAGUGACUGUAAAGCAAAAGAUGUGUUGCACAACUAUC
This is a messenger RNA of Etheostoma spectabile (orangethroat darter), 5554 nucleotides long. Its product is annotated as trichohyalin. NCBI's taxonomy places the organism in Eukaryota, Metazoa, Chordata, Actinopteri, Perciformes, Percidae. Gene Ontology annotation, biological process: Golgi organization; endoplasmic reticulum to Golgi vesicle-mediated transport. Gene Ontology annotation, cellular component: Golgi apparatus. The transcript has 28 exons. The coding region runs from base 199 to 3732 and encodes 1177 amino acids. The record is from RefSeq and is a predicted model, not a curated record. Gene Ontology annotation, molecular function: small GTPase binding.